AUGGACGGUGCAGAUGGCAGUCUUGCCGUCCACUUCAGGGAGUUUCGGGAGGACAUGGCUCGUCGGAUGGAGAUGCACGACAACGCCCUUGCUCUCAGCCAGCGUCAUCACCAGGAUAUGGAGAGGCAGAUCAAGAAUCUUCAUGCUGAGCUCGAGAAAGCAAACCGGUUGAUCGCAGGUCUCCGAAAGACGAUCCAGGAGCAGCGCGACGUGUUCGAUGCGGAACGUGCAGCUUGGAAGAAGGACCGUGCAGCCCUGUGUGCGAUGCUAGAGUUUCAUCGCGCCAAGCUCCUACAGAAGGUGCCCCCGCUGCGGAAGGACGAAACAAAUUACGUCACUGUACCCGCUCGUGGAACACCAUUCGUAUCGAAAUCUCCUUGCGCUCGGCCUUCAGCUCGGCUAGCAACGCCGCUAUUUCCUCCUCCAUAG
Molecule: messenger RNA, 429 nt
Organism: Phytophthora sojae
Lineage: Eukaryota; Oomycota; Peronosporomycetes; Peronosporales; Peronosporaceae
Exons: 1
Coding region: 1-429 (142 amino acids)
Source: RefSeq, a predicted model, not a curated record